AGAAUAUCCGGAUGACACAGCUCUUCCCGCCAUAGCGAAACUGGCAAGUUGCCAGACACGAUGAUGGACCAUGUCGACAUUGGCGAAGAAGCGCUAGCGAAUGUGAUGAAAAGAAUCAUGCCAAAGAUGGAUGCACGCACCGUCACGCUGAGCAAUCUACUGGAGCACAUUCAGCGAGCACUGGGGGCCGAGAAGGAAGACCUGAAGCCGUGGAAACCACUGAUCAAAGUGCUCGUUGGCGAACUGUUGCACCUUUGUCCCAACGGGGCGGAGGCCACGCCAACCAAAGGGGGCCAUGCAGCUGCGUCGUCCACGCCGGCAACACCAGCGACGACGCAGGCUGAUGAAGGCGACGACGAUGAGUCGGACGGCGAAAUCAAGCAUAGGAUUUCGCCCAUGCUCAAGGCCAAGUCAAAGCGCAUACUCUUGGACGACAGCGAUGAUGACAGCGACGGUGAAAACAUGCAUCCCAAUGUCGUGCAUGCGACACCUUCCGCAACCACGACCAAGCAACCGGCUACCAACGAGAGCGCUCCCACCUUACCGUUAAAACCGUCGGAUACCGACGACGACGACGAAGCAGACCGCGACAGUAAGUUCGUGCGUCGAUCUAAUGCAGGGACCAAGAGAGCGCGCAACGCCGUUGAGUCCUCUAGCGACGACGGCAGCGCAUCCGACGAUCCAUCGAUUGCUAUCGUUCGACAGAGGUCGACCAAAGCAACAGCAUCCAACAAGCAACGACUCUUGAAACGAUCACCGAAUUCGCCGUCGUCCACCACACGGAGUGCCGACGAGAGCGACGAGAGCGACGACGUCCGCAUUCCCACCAAGCGAAAGCCCAAAGCCAAGAAGUCAUACAGCAGUGACGACGACAGCAGCAGCCCCCGCCCCUCCAAAAGCCGUCGGACAUCGAAAGGAAAAACUCCGUCAACCAAGAAACAGCAACAGCGGGCGGCCCCUUCGUCUGCCAAGUCGUCCUCGACAGGGUUGGAAUCUCUCAAGCAACUUGCGAAAAUCGCAGGCGUGCUGGCGCCUGGACUGUACAAGAAACUCCGAGAUGCGACGUCCGUGGCCGACGCGGAAGGGAUUCUCAGGGAUCGGUUGGACCAGGUGGGGGUCACGUGGGGCGGCAAGUACCCCAAUCGAAAUGACAUGAAUGCGUUGAAGAAGAAGAAGGACUUGGAGCGGGAAUUGGAUGGCAUCGACACGAGAUUCAUCUUGGGGUCGUCGCGAAGUACCCGCCAGUCCAGAGGUGCCGCAGCAUUCACGCCCGCGGUGGCGAUAGCAGUCGAAAGCGAUGAGGCUGCGUCAGAAGCUUCGUUCGAUGCGGCCACAUUUGACAAGAGCGACGACGAGAACAAAGUGUAAUAUCACCUUGACAUUCAUUAUA
Molecule: messenger RNA, 1390 nt
Organism: Aphanomyces astaci
Lineage: Eukaryota; Oomycota; Saprolegniomycetes; Saprolegniales; Verrucalvaceae
Exons: 2
Coding region: 61-1368 (435 amino acids)
Cellular component (GO): nucleus
Source: RefSeq, a predicted model, not a curated record